AUGUUUUUGCAGCUCUCUCUCUCUCUAAAGUGAUUUUAUCCACUUUAACAGGAGACAUCAUAACGAGUGGUCCGCGGGAAAUUGCCGAGCACUUUAUGGAAUAUCAUCCAUCGAGAAUCCUAGCCGAUAACAAAAGACUCCGUGAACGCGCCGAACGGGCGGCUCCUCCUUCUCGGAGAACUCAAGAAACACAAACUGUACCUGCGGCUUUACUGCCAGUUACAUCGAGCUUCCUCUUGCAAGAACUGCCAUCCGCCCCUGCGCCCCAACAUUUGCAACAGAACACAACCACAAUGUCUUCUCCUGUUGCGGCAUCCACAAGCGGUAAACGUUAUACCUGUCCAUAUUGCCCUUACGGCACGGACAGACGAGAUCUUUAUACACGACAUGAGAACAUUCACCGCGAAGACAAACCGUUUCAUUGCUACAUGUGCUAUAAAAUGUUUAAUCGUGCGGAUCACGUGAAGAAACAUUUCAUGAGGAUGCAUCGCGAUCACGUGUACGAUGUAUCGAGAAUACGAAAACCGGUAGAACCAACCGUUCCUAAGCCGUUGCAACAGGAUUCGACGGCACCGCCGGCGACUGUCAACGUGAGCAACCAACAGCAACCGCAACAGCAACACAUGAGCAAUCAGUUCGGUUUCGCUAGCAAUAAGGGCUAUCAGCUACAGCCGAACGCUGCGACAUCGGGCACUAGUACCGGUACUGGCACCACCGGUAUUCAUCAAGCGAUAAUCAUGCCUUCACCGACGAGUAUCGUGCAAUCGGACGCGAAUAAUUGCAAUACAGGCAGGCGAGUGCAAAACGGCGGAUGUAAUAGUAAGAGUCAUCUUAAAGGUGGCUCCAAGAGCACACAGGAACGAAGGUACACCUGCGUGUACUGUUCAUGGACCGGAGUUGAUAAUUGGUGUCUGAAGCGUCAUUUAAAUACUCACACGAAGCCGUUUGCGUGCUCUUUGUGCGAGUACAAAGCAGCACGCGCUGAGCGGCUUGCAACACAUGUUCUGAAGGUGCACAAUAGAAGGCAAUGUUCGAGAUGUUCGUUUCUCGGCGAUGAUGCGAAUCAAUUGCAAUUACAUCAAAUACAUG
Temnothorax curvispinosus is the source of this 1089-nucleotide messenger RNA. Its product is annotated as protein charlatan-like. The transcript is spliced from 4 exons. The record is from RefSeq and is a predicted model, not a curated record. Gene Ontology annotation, biological process: regulation of transcription by RNA polymerase II. Gene Ontology annotation, molecular function: DNA-binding transcription factor activity, RNA polymerase II-specific; RNA polymerase II transcription regulatory region sequence-specific DNA binding. The annotation marks the transcript as partial. NCBI's taxonomy places the organism in Eukaryota, Metazoa, Arthropoda, Insecta, Hymenoptera, Formicidae.